Cyprinodon tularosa is the source of this 2393-nucleotide messenger RNA. It is a transcript of the gene vipr1b, whose product is annotated as vasoactive intestinal peptide receptor 1b. NCBI's taxonomy places the organism in Eukaryota, Metazoa, Chordata, Actinopteri, Cyprinodontiformes, Cyprinodontidae. Gene Ontology annotation, cellular component: plasma membrane. The coding region runs from base 158 to 1489 and encodes 443 amino acids. Gene Ontology annotation, biological process: adenylate cyclase-modulating G protein-coupled receptor signaling pathway; cell surface receptor signaling pathway. The record is from RefSeq and is a predicted model, not a curated record. The transcript is spliced from 13 exons. Gene Ontology annotation, molecular function: G protein-coupled peptide receptor activity; peptide hormone binding; vasoactive intestinal polypeptide receptor activity.
CGCAGUCUGAUGGAGCGGCUGCAACCUUUUACCACAUACGGCACACCACAUGUCUGAGUAGUUUUACAGAGAAGAAUUCACCUGAACUGUACAAGACUGAGAAAACUUCCCACCAGCCGUCCUUUGCUGAAACUGGGGACAAAGAAACGAGGAGAGGAUGGAUUCUUUUCAGAUGCUUUUUCUGCUGCUGCUCUAUGGAUGUCUUCCAAAAGUGUUAUCAGUGCAGAUGUGUGACGUGGUGAACGAGAUCGAGCUGGAGAAAGAGCGCUGUGAAAGUCACACCUCUGGGAAUGUCACUUCAGGUUGCCAGGGUAUGUGGGACAUCAUCGCCUGCUGGCCAUCAGCCACGUUUGGAGAAGUGGUGACGAUAACCUGUCCGCCAUAUUUCAGUUACUUCAGCGACAAACAGAGAGGGAACCUCUCCAAAACCUGCACAACAGAUGGAUGGACAGAGAUGCAUCCUAUUGACAUCGCUGUGAACUGUGGAUACAAUCUCAACAGCACCAGUGAUGAUGGGAAAUUUUUCUGGCAGGUGAAGGUUGGCUACACCAUUGGUCACAGUGUUUCGCUCAUCUCUCUAACUACAGCAAUUGUGGUCCUCUGCAUCUUUAGAAAACUCCACUGCACAAGGAACUACAUCCACAUGCAUUUGUUUGUGUCAUUUAUCCUGAAGGCCAUUGCUGUGUUCAUCAAGGACGUGGUUCUCUACGAGUUUGGUGAGGUGGACAACUGCUCCCCAGGCUCUGUUGGCUGCAAAGCCGUCAUUGUGUUCUUUCAAUACUGUGUGAUGGCCAGUUUCUUCUGGCUGCUUGUGGAAGGCCUCUAUCUUCAUGCAUUGCUAGCCGUCUCUUUCUUCUCUGAGAGGAAAUAUUUUUGGGCAUACAUUAUGAUCGGCUGGGGAGGUCCAGCGAUUAUCAUCACAGCCUGGAGCAUCGGUAAAGCAUACUACAAUGAUGUAGGGUGCUGGGACAUUAUCGAAACCACCGACGUGUUCUGGUGGAUUAUAAAAACACCCAUUUUAGCAUCAAUCCUAGUCAAUUUUGUUCUCUUUAUCUGCAUCAUUCGAAUACUUCGCCAGAAGAUCAACUGUCCAGAUAUCGGAAGAAAUGAGUCCAACCAGUAUUUGAGACUUGCGAAAUCAACGCUGCUUCUGAUUCCUCUGUUUGGAAUCAAUUUUAUAGUGUUUGCUUUCAUCCCAGAGCAAGUGAAGACGGAAUUACGGCUGAUUUUUGACUUGAUUUUGGGAUCAUUUCAGGGCUUUGUGGUCGCAGUCCUUUACUGCUUCCUCAAUGCUGAGGUCCAAGGGGAGAUCAAAAGGAAAUGGCGACGGUGGCACUUGCAGAGAUACAUGGGUUCAGACACCAAAUACCAACAUCCAUCCAUCGGCAGCAGCAACAACUUUAGCACCCAAAUCACCAUGUUGACACGUUGCAGUCCCAAAACAAGACGGGGUUCGUCCUCCUGUCAUGAAGACCUGUCCUCCAUUUAAGUCACAAAAACAGAGAAGAAGCAGAGCAACCUGUAAGGAAAUUCUCUCAUGGCAAAAACCCAUGUUUACAUUUAUUUUGAACAAAAAUAAUACCUUCACUCAUCAGUAUAGGUAAUUAUCUGUGGUGUACUUUUUCACAGUUAUCUUAUUUUCAUUUUUUUUAAAACAUUUUUUAUGUAUUUUUAUGUGAACACUGACAGGUUCAUUUUCAGGGUCAAACAUUUCUGAUCAUUUGCUUAUUUUUUUUUUUCUAUUCUGUCACAAUAAAUGGUAAAAACGCAUAAAAGAAUGUAAUUAUUAUCUCCAAAAUGUGAACUGUACCUUACCUGCUUAGAUGUUAUCCUGAACUCAUUCAAAAGCACUUUGUUUAACAAAGAACUCCUUGUAACUUAGUUAAGCCCUAAAAGAAAUAGAAACCUUCCAGUAUUUUAGUUGGAAAAUACUUAAUAUGCUGUUGUGUUGUGAUGGUGUGAGGGAAAAAAGCUUUUUCAGUUCUUUAAUAGUAAAAGAAAAGUAGUGGAGAAACUGAUCAAGGGUUUCCUCAAGUGCUUUAAGCUCAAGCAUGAGGACCAGUGAGCUGCUCUGAGUGUUUUGGAGCGCCAAUGUCCUUCUCUGCACUUUCACUAUUAAACACAAACUGGUUGCCUUCUUUUUUUCUAUCAGUGUGACAUUCCCUUUUUGGUUUGCCUGAUCCUGUGAAUAGUCUUUAUCAUUUCAGGCACCGACAAGUGCCUGCUUCCAGCGUUAUCAAGCGACUUUUCACACUAAUCUUUGUCAGCUACUGGGCUGUGUAGUGACCCUGGAAAGGAAAUACCUUUACACAACUAAGUCCUUGAAUGUUUACACUCGGAGAGAGUAACUAAAUGUUGUACAGGCAAGUGAAUAGUGUAUAUAAAGCUCUCUA